ACUACAGACUCCUCUGUGAAGAGUCAAGUGCUCGCCUGCUCCGUAAAUAAAACGUUAGUUGGAUCCACAGAGUCUUGAAACAGUUUAUGAUUGCCUGGUUGGAUCGCAUUCAUGUAGUACUUUGAACCUAAAGUAUACUGCAUCGGGACUCGGGAGUCACGUGAAAUUAUUUGCUGAUUAUGAUCGAUGGUACGCGGUUCGAGGCUUGGUUAGGGAGAUCGGGAGUCACAGUUGGAGUCCUGUAAAGUCUAACGAGAGACAGAAGGCGAGUAGUCGGAGUAUAACUAUAAGCCUAAUGUUUGCUCUCACCAUCGUCAGGAACAACUGACGCGGAGGACGUGGUUCUCCGGGUACUGAAGCAACAGCUUGGUGGAUAUACGAGCGAGGAGCGAAGUACUAGUCCACAGCCCCAAAGACAACCAAUGGCGGGACAACAUCACCAAGGAGUGUUCGCAAGUCUCGGUGGCCCAGCCACAACGCCCAGCGUGACAUCCAGCGAAGCCGAGCCAGACUCGCCGUCACUACCUCGGCGUGUCGAUGACAGUCACCCAGCGGCUCGCCUGCCGGCCUGGUCCCCUCCACCAUCAUUAUUCAGAGACAGUGGAGGCUAUGAUUCGCCUUUCACGAUGCCCAAUGUACAACCAGACCUAGGUAUCAACAGUGCCUGGACAGCGGGCAACAGUACUAUCCAAAAUCACUUACUGGAAUUGGGAGCAACACCAGCAUCGCUAGCAGCAGCAACCGAACCCAGUGGCACGCAGCAGCCAUCAGCUAAUGUCAGCAUGACUGCAGCACAGCAGGCAGCUGCCGGGUUCGGGUAUAUCACAGCUCAGCAGCCAGGAUUUGGCACAAGUCACAUUGAUGGCGAUGUUUUUACGGCAGCUUCCAUGGCUGCCGCAGUACCUGGCAGUGUGCUGCCGCCUUCAGACCUGUUUCCCUUCCAGCCAUCACUGACACAGCCCAUGGAUUUAGCCAGCACUGUAUCUGAAUGGAAUGCGCCUUCGCCCUCAGUGGAUGGUGGCAGUAUCCAGCGAGCAUCACAGGUCGUGACCGCGCACUCGGCUCCGUGUGCAGCCGCGCACUCGGCCCCUCUGUUCCAGAAUACUGGCCUACAGCAUGUAGCCAGCGCGGGCAUAGCGUCGUCGUUCCCGAAUCACCUAGCUCAACCUGCGACGGGCACGCAGUCACUGCUCUUCGGCGGCAAUGCUAGGGUUCAGUCCAAUGUGACGAAUCACGGAAACAGCUUGCCGUCCACCGCACAUCCGAACGCUUUUCAUCCACUCGACGUCAGUGACUUGAGUGCGAGCGUUGCCGACCAACGAGAGCACGCCGCCCAGUCUGCAGUGCCCACACAAUCCGGCCAAUGCACUUUCGUGUCCGAGUUUCUUCAAAGAGAACUCCACAAGGAGCCAACCUCAACGCAACAAACACUGAACCAUGGUCCCAGGCUGAGCGAGUCGGCAGAGCUACCACUGCAGCAUGCACUCCAGAAGACCAGCUUGAGCAGCUUAAACAGUGAUUCGGAGUUCAGCCUUGCACUGCAGCAGGCCACGCCAAUGCACACCGCGUUACAACACCCUGCUCCCGUCCACCCAGCAGGUGUGGCCAUAGCCGGUGGUCAGGGAGCAGCAGCAGCAGCACUAAGUUCUCAUCAGAGCUCACCACUGGGCCAUGCCUCGUUGACAGAGCUGUUGAACCAAUCGAUGGCGGGCAGCAGCAGCAGCCAGAGCAUGGCUGACCAAGCAGGCAGCAGCACACUUGCGUACACACUGCCCAGUGCCAGUAGUCGGCCUACGGGCAACAUGAUUCCUGGCUUGUCAGCACUUAGUCCCGGACUGGGCAACGCACCACUGCAGAGUCUAUUCCCAGGCCAGCAGCUAGCGACAUCCGACCCACUUCAAGGCUUUCCGGACUUCGCCCAUCUGCUCCCAGGACACGGGAACGAGCAGCACCCUUUCACUGGCACACUGGAACCUUCAAUACCGUUCGACCUACGCAGCCAAGCAUCGGCCAUCAGCAGCAGCACAUCUGCUACGGAAGACGAAACAAACUACACAGUUGGCCAGCUGAUGGCGAUUGCAGGAGCCGUGGCCGGUGGCGAGGCUGACAAUGAACUCAGUGAUCUUGAUCGCCGCCUGCCAUUGAAUGCCGCCACCGCCGCUGCUGCUGCUGCCAUCGCCGCUGCUGCUGCUGACCCGGGCUAUGCAUCCGGCAGCUCAUUGGAUGCUCCUGCAGCGUUUCCUCAGAACAUGGAACCGGAGAAUGAGGUGCAAGUGAACUUACGGCGAAUCUCCCAGGACAGGAAUGCCAAAGCCGAAGAUGUUCGAAAAUGUUUGGAUGUGGAGUUCAUACCGAAUGAGGGUCUGCUUGGGACCUUCUUUGACAUGGAAGUCAGAGCUCGCUGUGUCGUUAUCCCGUGGGCCGAGCACAUGAAAGACGGCUGCCAGCUGCGAGCGGUGUGGCGUGAGGUGGGAGAGACGACACGCAUCGAAGAAAGAGUGGGUACGGUCUGUAGCAGUGGUGAUGCCGGGCCUCACGUGCUGACAUUCCGCUCCAUAACCAUAGACCAGACGAACAAGAUCACUCAGCCAUUGAAGUACAUCAUCAUUCUGCAGUGCGACUGCAACUGCUUCCUGGUGCGCCUUCCCGGCGUCUUCAUUUGGAAGCGACGCCCGCGGCAGCGCAACCGCCGCAAGCCGGAUGAUAACUCGGACGGAAGGCGGCCGCCUCCACGCCAGCGCCGCCACGGGGCCGAGUACGUGCCCAGUCGGCACCAGCAUCGCCUGGUCCUGGGCAAGAGAAAGUCCGGAGGCGGUAGUGCUGCUAGCAACAGUGCCGCGUGUCCGUACAGCAUGGGAUACAAGGUGGCCAUUGGGUACACGCCGUCCGCGUGCUCUCCACCGCCGUCGCUGGUGUCUUCCCAGCAGCAUAGCCAUGGCAAUAUGCCUGGUGGAGGGGUGACAUGGCCACGUGGAUGCAAGCAUGUCCACAUCACAGUUGGACUACUAGGCGGUCAACAGGUGACAGCAUCGAUAGCAGAUGAGGCGAAUUCCGUUGCCUACGCUGGCGAUCUGUCCUCGGAAAGUGGUGACGAUGACCUGAGCAAAGCCCUGACCCUGUUCCACAGCGCCAAUAAGCAGGGUUGCUGCUUGUGUGACUGUGACGAUGGUGAGCUAUCGCUAUUCCUGUGCCUACAGUCCGUGACACACUCCAGUCCACUGCCACUGCUAGAGGUGCAUAGUACAGCCCAUAGAGAUAGCCCACGGCCGAGCGUGGAUCCACACUCGGCUAGCAAGUCGCCAACGCAGUCCUCAGGCAUGGCACUAGAGUGCACGCUAUGGCCGAGUGUACGCGCCUGUCCCAUGGCGGAGCUGUCCGAUCCGCCGACCGCACUGGAGGCGUAUCUGUCCAUUUGCAAGGCAAGUCCCAUCUUUGAGCUGCUGUCACGCUGGACGGAUCCAGUAGUGGUGGUGACUGUGAUUGGUGACUGCCAGCUAUCUAGUCUUCAGCUGCAUGAUAGCAUUACCAAGCUGCAGCGCUCCCAGAAGACACCAGCUGAUGCGUGUAGCGGUGGCCGAUCAACGGAUGCCAGUGCUUCUGGCCUUGUGCACCACCUCACGGCCGACACCAUUGCCAGCGAGAAGACGGCUCUGUGCGCGUCGUUCGAAGUGCUGCCGUCUUUCCUUGUGGUGCAGCUGACCUUCUCCGGCGUUGCCACCGACAAGCCAGGCAGCGGCACUAGCGCUGAGGCUGGGCGGCUACUGCUAGCCGCAGUGCUCACUAGCAAUAUUACAGUGAUGACAACUGCAAAUGGCAGAACACCAGCGCAUGCUCAAGCGUGGCUGGCCGACAUGCUCGGCGCAUCCUCCGAGGAUGGACAUGGCUUUGACCGGCUGUGCCCAUGCGAGGCCGGACAUCUGGUUAUUCUGGACGGAACAACAGCAUCAGCUAGUCCACACGACAAGGACACGGGCUCUGUGCCUGCUGGAGUAGCAGCAGCAGUUCAGCAAGGCUGUGGAGAUGAGUGGCUUCAUCCAGAGCUGCAGCACUGGUUCUGCCGUGCUGACAUUCACAGCGACGUGCAGCAGCUAGCCCCACUGACGUCGUAUGGUACGUUUGAAGACGGCCGUGAUUUCCACCACCAUCUGGCCACAGUCAUGGUCAGUGCAAGCAUGUUGCACGUCGCCAUGCCCUCAGUAUUCUCACCGGGACAAGCCUUGCCAGACUAUGUGGAUGUCCUGGCAGUGUUCAGCGAUGUUUCCAGUAGACUUGAGGAUGCCACUGGCUGGUGUGACAUGGCUGGCAGUACCACUGGUGACGACACUACUGCUGACGAGCGUGAGCUCAACUCUGGCGAUGAGAAUGACCUCCACCCUGCUAAUGAAGUGGUGGCAGAGGUGGCGGUGGCGGCUAGUCUCUGCAGGACAGCGCAUGGCGACUUGAGCUGCGCAGGCGAAAGCAGCACAUACCGAGCGGAAAGCGAACCCGAAGAUGCCGGCAGUGAACUUGACGUUGCUGGUUGCAGUACACCACUUGCGGCUGAUGGCAACUGGACGUUGAUGAAGUUGAUUGCUGAAGCAACAUGCCAUCACAACACUCUGCGCCAGCAUAUUACAGUGAUUCGAUGUGUGCUCAAGUUUCUCGCUCUGGAUAAUCAAAAGCCGCACACACCGACAACAACAGCAGAGAGUCUAUUGCCACAGCUUGUCAUGGAUGAGCUAGACAGAAGCUUGAAUGCAACCGGUGGGUUCCUACAAGAGCUGUUGGUUGACAUGUGUGACAGCCCAGCCCUGCUGAUGGCUUGUAGGACUCUGGCGCAGCUCAAGCUGUCUCCGCGUGCAUGGAGCCUCUGCAGUGAGAUCGCCUCUCUGCAAGCGGACGAGGCAGGCGGCAAAUGUGCCGAGCAUCAGUCGCCAUGUUUGCUCCUUGCCAAUCAUUACGGUGCGUGCAACUGUGUGGCUGCUGCUGGCCAUUCCCAGCUGCCGUUUCCCGUAGGUGCUGCUGCUGCAGCUGCUGCUGACGGAUCUAGUUCUGUUGCUGGUCUCCAUGGUGCACAGCACGGCGAAUGCUGGACGGAUGAUGGGGCGGGCGAGGAUGCUCCCGACUGUAGUACACCAGCACUGCCUAUUCAAGUGCGUGGUAGAACGCCAUCAGCACUUGACCUAUCUGGCACAACACAAGGUGAAAGUGGUGGUUACUCUGCGAGUCAAGCGGACGGUGUUGAUCCAGCAGUGCUGCUCGUAACAUCUCCCACCUCCGAAUGCACUGGAAAGUCAACAAUUUCCGGUCAAGGUGCAACAGCAGCAGUGGCAUUGUCUCAGCAGAAGGGUGCAGCAGUGGUGUCCCCUCGUUAUCCCGGUUAUGAAUCUGACACCGAUGACGACGACGACGAUGAUGGGGCGGUGGAGAAGGACCGACGCAAUGGAUCAAAAGUACGUCAUGGACAGCGACCGCAUAGCCCACCAAACAACACAUCGAAUCGUCACCGCUACACGAUGCAACGACAGUGUUCCAGCGAUGGCGAUCCUAUUUCAAGUGACACCGUUGGUAGUGAUGACAGCGACGGUGACGGAAUGGAUGAUGCUGAGAGUUUACCACCAGCACUUGAGCAGGUGAAGCAGCACCUGCGGGACAGGUUCAUGUCAGACGCCGUCACCAAAUUCCGAAGCUUUGUUGACACGGACGAAGGCAUCCAAAUAGAAGUGUGCGACAUCCGCGCCAAUCUUGUCGAGCUGAACAGCAGCGAAGCCGUGCUGAAAAUCGAGCACAACACGUUUGCAACACUGCGAGAGGAUGCCAAAGUCAUCAUGUCUCAAGAUCACCAGCCACGCGCUAUCAAGCUGGACACAAUCUUCCGUGCACAGAUUGGCACAAGUGAACGUAAACGCACGCGCAAAGUACUGACUAUAUCCAAUGCUGGCAGUGGAAAGACCGCAAUCUUCAUGCACAAGUCUCCUUUUGAGCACUCUGAAGGAACUCUUUGGCCUCAGCUGGAUUUCCUCUUUCCGUUCGAGCUGCGCAAUCCUGAAGUCCAGUGCGCGGGAGACUGGAAAUCCCUCGUUUCCCUCCACCUCAAGCCUUCGGACAUCAGUGAUGAGAUCAUUGAGAGAACGGUACAGUUCAUCGAAGGCAAUUACUCUAGGGUUGGUGUGAUACUUGAUGGGUUGGACGAGUGCUGCCUGGGCGAGUGCAGUCCGUUCAUGAGAAACCUGCUACAAUCGCCACCGGACGGUCUGUACCUGGUGGUGACAUCGCGGCCUUGCGACGACGCUGUGAAGUUGAAGCUCUCUAAGCAGUAUGAUCGUUUUGUUGAGGUUGUCGGCCUCUCCAAGAGCGAUGUGAAAGCCUACGUACAGCGGGCGCUCGGCAGCAAAGAAGAGGCCAGUAAGCUGCUCGAUCAGAUUGCGGAAAAUCCGGUGAUGGACAGCCUGAUGACAUCGCCCGUUGUCACCGCUCUUGUUUGUGAACUUGCCAAGACUCAGAACUCGCCACCGGAGAGUGCCACAAGCCUGUUCCAGGGUUUUGUCAGCAGCCUGACAGCACGCUUCAAAGAGCGUUUGCUCGAUGGCGGCGAUGCUGGUGCCGAUAAGCGAACGGAGCAAGCCACGAGGAAGCUGCGCCAAUUUGCCCUGCACAUGCUAUCAAAGAAAAAGCCCGUCUUCACCAAAGAAGACCUGGAGCGACAUCAGCUGUCGGCGGACGCCCUGGACAUCGGGCUGCUGGUGAGGUGCUCACUUGUGUCAGGCGGUCAACAGUACCAGCGCCGAUUCAGCCAUCUCAUGGUCCAGGAGUUCAUGGCAGCACAGUAUGCAGCGGAGAUGGUCAUGCGCAAACAAAUAACUGCUACCGAACUGGUGGCCAACCUCGGCACGAAGCAUGGUCAUUUGCUGACGUUUUGGAAAUUCGUGACUGCGCUGUUGCCCAGCGGGGAGGCAAACGAAGCCCUGAUGUCGAUACUCAUGAGCUCCACGAACAAAGAAGCUGGUGGUCGUCCGAACUGGGAGUUCCUGUGUGAUGAUGAAGUACUGAAUGACACCUGUGCUGAAUUUUACAAGAAGCUUGACGAAGAAGAGCUUCGGAGCCUGGUGGCACUCUUCGGGUCUGACCCUGCUGAACAUGCUGCGACUGAAGACGUUCAGCAGCGUUCUAGCAACGAGGCCGACACCGACAUUCGCCUGAGUCUCAAGCAAUCCCUGGAGCAGUGGACACGCCGAGAACCAGAUCACACCGUGGCUAAGAUCAAUAGCCUUUUGUCCACCGUGAAGCCAUCAAUCGCAGUAAAGUGCGACCUUUCGGGAUCAGCUGCUUCUGCUGCCAAAGCUCAAGAGCCAACGGAUGAGAUUGCACAAAACUGGGUCACAAGCACAGUGGAAGAUCGAAGGACGAUAAGCAGAGAUCUGGUUGUGCUGAUGUGUCGCUGCUUCCACGAGCAUGUCUUGUGCAACCCAGGUGGCAAUUGCCACUUCACAGCCAUGUUCUACCUGCUACGCUACGUGGGCUUUGACCUGGCACUGAAAACUCUCAAGCUGCCGGAUCUGCGAGCGAUGAGCUCAGCCCUGCAGCAUCACCCGGACGCACUGCGUAUCAUUGAUCUGAGCCUGUGCGGCAUUGAGGAUCGAGGCCUGAAGCAGCUGCUCCCCGGCUUGCUGCAGUGCACCGAACUGACCGAGGUGCACCUGAGUGACAACACACUGACUGCCGAGCAUCUGUACUCGCUUUCUCAAAUGCUACGCAACAAUGCUGCCACGCUUCAGUGCUUCUCCAUCGCUCGUAACUGCCUGCGCAACGAUGGCCUGGCAUGCCUGAAAGCCGGCCUCAGAACAUGCACGCAGCUGACGGGCCUAUGGCUCAACGAAACCGGCCUGAGGAGCUCAUGUGUCGACCUGCUCUCCAGUAUCCUGAAGCACUUUCCCAACCUGCAGACCCUGUGGCUGAAGAACAAUGAUCUGGCGGACGAGUCUGUGGUCAAGUUGCAGCGCGUCUUGGCACGGGCUGGCAGUCUUCAAGUCAUCAACUUUGCUUCCAUGCAGCUGACUAGCGGUGCUCUACCUGCACUUACCCAUGUCAUUCGGAGCAACCCAGGUCUGCGUGAGAUUCGUCUGGAUGAGCAGAAUUCCUUCGAGACCAGCAGCCCGCAUGCGGAAGCCGACUUCAUCGCCGCCGUCGCCCAGUCCAGCUGCAAGUAUCUGGCCAUGCCCGGGAAGACCAAAAUUCACAAGGAGUUUUUCAAGGCACUCUGUCGUGCCAGGGGGCCUGAGCGCACCGUGGUGUUCAGAAAGGGCAUGCUCGGAUUCCCCUGAUCACACUACUCCAGUAGAUGCAGUGAAGUUAUAAUCUGUAAAUAGUAAUAGUAAGACUUGGUAGCCAGAAUGUGGAUUAGCACAGAGUCUGUGCAAGUCCAAACACAAUGCACUGUCUGCAUUUUGCCUUUCCAAGAUACAUGCUGUCGCUCUUUACGGUGCGUGCGUACACUGUACAGCGUUAGACUAUUCCAUCGUCUCGUACUGACUUCUUUCUUGUCAAACGUUGCUAAACCCAGUAGCCAACACUGUAAAUUUAAUACCACAUUACAAUACUUUGUGUAAGUAAUGCAGUGACCCCGCAGCCGGCUGCACAGGUAAAUCGUUCACAGUGAGCUGAUUAUUAUCGUCAGAGCGGCCGCCGACGUCAUCAUCAUCUUGCCCCAAACCUUCGCCAUCACCCCACUCUAGAAAUGAAUAAAAGCAAGCUAUAUUUUAACAGUACUGUAGUUUGGUACACACAGAUGGUGAACCAGCUCCAGCUCACCGUACUAUUUCUUGGUCUGCACCCACUAUACUACACUGAAGAGAGUCAACAAUGAUCUAGCCUUACACACAUACCCACUGUACAGCCAUAACAAUACCCUAAACCUACUUUGAGCCAGACGUGGCAUAGAUUUUGCUUGACAAACCGCUGUUACAUUGCUUGCUCAUAAUUAUGCUUGGGCUGGAGUUCAUUUCUAUACGGGCUACAUGUGAGUUUUUUAAAACUUUUUUUGCUCAACUCGUCAACUUUCACUUUCAAAAUAUUUUCAAAAACAAAACUCA
Messenger RNA from Sycon ciliatum, 9068 nucleotides. RefSeq lists its product as uncharacterized. The record is from RefSeq and is a predicted model, not a curated record. NCBI's taxonomy places the organism in Eukaryota, Metazoa, Porifera, Calcarea, Leucosolenida, Sycettidae. The transcript has 12 exons. The coding region runs from base 423 to 8300 and encodes 2625 amino acids.